Zea mays is the source of this 862-nucleotide messenger RNA. Its product is annotated as alpha-amylase type A isozyme. NCBI's taxonomy places the organism in Eukaryota, Viridiplantae, Streptophyta, Magnoliopsida, Poales, Poaceae. The record is from RefSeq and is a predicted model, not a curated record. The transcript has 2 exons. Gene Ontology annotation, molecular function: calcium ion binding; alpha-amylase activity. Gene Ontology annotation, biological process: carbohydrate metabolic process. Bases 145 to 759 code for a protein of 204 amino acids.
GACUGGCUGCUCUGGCUCAAGUCGUCCGACCUGGGCUUCGACGCCUGGCGCCUCGACUUCGCCCAGGGCUACUCCCCCGAGGUCGCCAAGGUCUACGUCGACGCCACGGCCCCGACCUUCGCCGUCGCCGAGGUAUGGAACAGCAUGGCGUACGACGGGGACAACAAGCCCGAGUACGACCAGGACCCGCACCGGCAGGCGCUGGUGGACUGGGUGGACAGGGUGGGCGGGGCGGCGUCGCCGGCCACCGUCUUCGACUUCACCACCAAGGGCAUCCUCAACGCCGCCGUCGAAGGCGAGCUGUGGCGGCUCAUCGACCCGCAGGGGAAGGCGCCGGGAGUCAUCGGCUGGUGGCCUGCCAAGGCCGUCACCUUUGUCGACAACCACGACACCGGCUCCACGCAGGCCAUGUGGCCGUUCCCCUCCGACAAGGUCAUGCAGGGCUACGCCUACAUCCUCACGCACCCCGGCAACCCGUGCAUUUUCUACGACCACUUCUUCGACUGGGGGUUUAAGGACGAAAUCGCCGCCCUGGUGGCGGUGCGCAAGCGCAAUGGCAUCACGCCGACGAGCGAGCUCACCAUCCUUGAGCACGACGGCGACUCCUAUGUGGCGGAGAUUGACGGCAAGGUCAUCGUAAAGAUCGGGUCCAGGUACGACGUCGGCCAUCUCAUCCCGGCGGGUUUUGAGGUUGCCGCCCACGGCAACGACUACGCCGUCUGGGAGAAAGCCGGCGCCGAACAAGUGACUCGAGCAUAAUAGAGUGCUCGAGAUACCGAUUUGAUUCUCAGUACAAUGUACACGGGACUGCAUUGAUAAAAUAAGUGGUUUCUCCUCUAAUAAGAGCAACUCCAAUAGUUAC